Meloidogyne enterolobii is the source of this 304-nucleotide messenger RNA. Lineage: Eukaryota; Metazoa; Nematoda; Chromadorea; Rhabditida; Meloidogynidae. The record is from the annotation of a GenBank genome assembly.
AAAAAUGAGCGUUGGACAAGGAAAUUGUUCUCUUAAAACAGCAUUCGGAUUUAGUUUUGCCCACAGAUUGGUUGCUGCCGCUUCUGGUUCAUUUGAUGAAAGUGGUCAUGAACAGUUAGUUGUUGGUACAGAAACUGGGAAAAUUUGUCUUCAGGGAAGUGAAUCUGUAUUUCAUGUAAAUGAUAAAAUAAAUUUUUUGAGUGUCUACAAACACAAUAGGAAAAUAAAAGAACAAUCCAUCAAGUCUUCAGAUAAUUCUGAGUAUGAUAUUGUGAUUAUUGGCACAAGUGUAAAUAUUUUUUAA